GCUGGCUCGGACACUACUUCUGGCGUAAUCAACAACUUUCUACUCCUAAUGACCCAAUUCCCAGGCGCAAUGAGAAAGGCGCAAGAAAAAAUCAAUGCUGUUGUUGGAGUCGAGCGUUCCCAUCGGUGGCAUGAUUGGCAGAAUUUGACUGAGGUUAAUAAGCUGCCGAAAGAAACAUUGCGAAUGCGUCCUGUAGCCCCG
Bipolaris zeicola 26-R-13 is the source of this 201-nucleotide messenger RNA. RefSeq lists its product as uncharacterized. The record is from RefSeq and is a predicted model, not a curated record. The annotation marks the transcript as partial. Gene Ontology annotation, molecular function: monooxygenase activity; iron ion binding; oxidoreductase activity, acting on paired donors, with incorporation or reduction of molecular oxygen. The transcript has a single exon. Lineage: Eukaryota; Fungi; Ascomycota; Dothideomycetes; Pleosporales; Pleosporaceae.